AUGAUCAAUGCCGCCCUGCUCGCCUCGGCCGUCUUUGUGGCCGACACGUACUACGAUGAUGAGUGGGCGAUGUCUCGGCAGACUGCGGAUCACAGUCACGGGCCACGCCCACAUGCACUACACGUGCUCCUCAUCGCCUCCCUCGUCUACUUUGCCCUCUCCCUCCUCCUUGCCCUCGUCACCGCCCCCUCGCUCCUCGCCCUCCUCCUCGACCCGCUCGUCUCCAUCGAUGCCGCCCUCCUCGUCGCUGGCGGUAUCUCCGGCGGACGAUUCCGCACAGACGCCACGGCUAUGAUCUACCCCUUUGUCCUCGUCCGGGCGUACGUCUGCUGUGCCCGGAUCGUGUCCUCGCGGAUGGUCCUGGCGUCACGGCACGUGGCCCGGCAGAGCGUCGAGCUCUAUCUCUUGCUCGUGGGGCUCACAGCCGCCACCGCCGGCUUCAUCCAGGUAUUUGAGUCCAAGUACGACGGGAGGGAGAUGGCGUACCACGACGCCCUGUUCUUCACCGUCGUCACGGCCUCCACCGUCGGCUACGGCGACAUUGUCCCCAGCUCGGUCGGCGGCCGCAUGCUCAUCAUGGUUCUCAUCGUCGUCUUUAUCGUCGUCGUCCCCUGGGAGAUCGGGAGGCUCAUCGAGCUCAUUUCCUCCUCCCCGCCCUCACUCGACCCGCUCGUCGCCGCCCCGGCCGUCCGUGCCGUCCUGCUGGGCGCGCCCUCGCACGACGCCAUGGCUGACUUUCUCGACGAGUUCUACCACGCUGACCACGGGACCUCGCUCGCGACGCAGCUCGUGGUCCUCUCCGACCUCCGCCUCUCGCUUCCUCUCCGCCAUCUCCUCUCUGAUCCCUUCUACCGCAAGCGCGUCGUCUUCCGCACCCUCCGCGGGCCGCGUGACGACGCCUGGGCCCGCCUCGCCACUCCGGCCACCACCACUGUCUUUCUCCACCCGUCGUCGUCCGCCCCGCUCGCCUCGCCUGCUGACCUCGAUGCGCUCACUGCGCUCCGCGCCAUGGCCUCACGUCGCCACUCGGCCACCGUCCGCAUCAUUGCCACCGCCGCAGAUGCCGCCUCGGUCCCGCUCCUCCACGCCGCCGGUGUCGACCUCGCCCUCCCGGCCGCCCAUCUUGCCUGGUCGCUCUACGGGCUCUCCGUCCUCGUCCCGGGCGUCUUUACCCUCUUCCGCAACCUGACCCGAUCCUACGCCCGCGCGUCAGCCUCGGCGCUGCCCUCCUGGCGCGCCGCAUACCUUGACGGCGCCGCCAAUGAGCUCUACGCCGUCGACCUCACGCCGCACUUUGUGGGAACCUCGUUUGUUGCUGCUGCCGCCGCCAUCUACGCCCGCUUUGGCGCCGUUCUCAUCGGUGUCCACACAGACAACGCCGCCGCCCUCGACGCCGGCGUCGGCCUCGUCCUCCGCCCUCAGCACCGCGGCGUCGUCAUCGCCCACUCGGCGGCCACCGCCCACGCCGUCUCGCUCCUCGCGGCCUCGGCGCCGCCCGUCUGGACCGAUGAUCAGCCGCUCAGCCCGCACUCUUCGUCCGACUCAUCGCUCGCCUCGUCCGAGCUACGCUCGCUCACCAUCAACGCCCACCCAUCACCCGCACCCGACGCCGUCGUGACUCCGCCGUCGUCGCCGCGGGUCGCCAUCUAUACCGAUGGAGGCGCCUCGCUUGGCCCGGUCCUGGCCCCGCUUAUCGGCCGUACUACCGUUGAACUGCGGGUCCCUACGCCCAAGUGCAUCGACGCCGCCGCUGCGGUAGCCGCGCGCGUCGGCGCAGCUGGCGACGUUGUUGUCGUUGUUGCACCGUCCUCGGAUCUCCUUUGUCCACACAGCAGCGAAGACGAGGAGAACGCACGAUCUUUGCUGCAGCCGGACGUGGUUCUUGUUCUCGCCGGCGACGGGCGUGCAGGCGCGCAAGAGGUGGCCGAAGAGGCGGCGUACACCGUCGACGCGCCCGGCAUCUUGGCGAUGCUCGCGGCGCGGUCGGCGUACCGGGCGCAGACGCGUGUGGUGGUCGAGCUUGUUGAGCCGUGCAACAUCGCGUUCCUCCCGCCAUACUCGCCCUCACCCCACGCCCACCGGUCGCCGGCCUUUGCCAGCGGCGACGUGGUCUGCGGGCGGAUGCUCGACUCGCUCCUCUGCUACGCGCACUUUUUCCCGGCCAUCGCCGGCGUGGCCAAGACCUUUACCGACUGCGCCAGUGCCUUUGACGCUAUCGCACUCCCGCCUCACGCCGUUGGCGCCUCGUGGGGCAGCGUGUGGCGGCAGCUACUCGAUGGCGCCGCCGCCGUGGCACUGGCGCUGUGGCGCGAGCGCGCACCUGGUCGCGGGGCGCCCAGCGAGCGGUUUGUCUACACCAACCCGGACGAAGGUACAGUGAUGCUCGCCAGCGACUGGAUCCUGAUCCGCCGGCUACGGCCUGCUACAGCUGGCACGGGGUGA
Molecule: messenger RNA, 2442 nt
Organism: Thecamonas trahens ATCC 50062
Lineage: Eukaryota; Apusomonadida; Apusomonadidae
Exons: 2
Coding region: 1-2442 (813 amino acids)
Biological process (GO): potassium ion transport
Cellular component (GO): membrane
Source: RefSeq, a predicted model, not a curated record